AAGUCUCAAAAGCCAUUCAUUAUCCGAAAUAGAAUACACUAGAGACGACAAUACACUAAACACUGAAAAAUUGAACAAGUAUACGUAUAGAGGCCGCUACCGAGACUUCUUGUUUUUCUUCCGGGCAACUCGAGUGAGCAGCUUCCUCGCGGUCUGGUACUCGGAGUCUUCUUCGCUCGAGUCUGCCCACAUAUCCGGAGUUGCGCUUCGCUCCCAUGGAGGAUGCCUGCCCUCGCUCCCAGCGUCAUCGUCGUCAUCGUCGUCGAUCGCCGGAGGUGUCGUGGAGAACGUGGGCUGCAGUGACACCCGCACACUCUUACGACGCUGCGGACCUUGCAUUUGCGUCGACGUCGAGCUGGCUGACACGUCAGAGCCUCUUCCAUAGGCCUCGAUAUUACCAUUGCCGUUGAUAGGGCUAUCAAACAUCGUCGCAGACUCUUUGUUGGGUGGCAGAGGAGGCGAUUUGUCCUCGUCGCCGUCGGAGAAGGUCUCGUGACCGGUCUCGUACGAUGAUAUAGACGCUCCGUCAUCUGAAUCGCCGCCGUCUGCAGUGACCACCGGAACAACAGUCUUGCUUCCUUCGAGAUUGAGGACCGGAAUCGUCACCGUGAUGGGCGCGGGAGCUUUGACGAUGAUUGGAAACGAGGGCGCAACGGCUGCUGGGAGCGGAGGAACGACUGGUGCAGGAGACGCGUUCCUCAGCGCACUUCGAAGAGGCGAUUUCGCAGGCCGUCGAAUCGAUGAAGCAGGUGAUGAAGCAGCUGACGCCGGGUUCGAAAGGCUGUUUGAUGCGGGCGCUUGUGGAUAUGCGGUGGCAAACACAGACCCCGGCGCUCGAGGCAGCCCGUCAAUCUGCAUCAAAUUGGAAGUCAUUGCAGGCAAACCUGUCCGACCACGACUGUUCUGACCGUUCGAGCGCGGGACGUCUAUAGAUGACGAUGGCACAGGAGCGCUCGAGCUCAACCCUGUGCUCGCAUCGUUAUAGGCGGCCCAGCCCUCUCGAUUUGCUUGAGCCACGCCCUCAACUAUGCUCAUCAGACUGGGGAUAUCGGUCUGUGCACGAGGUGCAGAAUGAACGGGCAUACUGGCCCGACGCUCUUUCCUGAUUGACCCAGCAGGCAUCAGAGCGAUCGCCUGCGGCGAUCCACCGGCCGCAGUCAUAUCGAGCGAAACUCGACGCUUGUGGGUGCGUGGUGGGACCACACUGUCGCCAUCGGCCGAAACACUGGACACCGCCGUCCUGUCUCUCUUUUUGCUCUUCUUGCGAACGAGAACGACUUCAGAAGACGGCCCAUCACUAGCCCAUCCUCGAUCCUCGACUUCCGCCCGUCGAGGCAGCGGCAUGAGCCCUUGCCCCCCGACCCAUUCUUCAGCUCUGAGGACCGCUGUUUUGUUCACUGCACUGCCCUUUCUCCGAACAGAGCCUUCACUCAAGACACGGGGCCGAGGCUCAGAAAGCACUUCGCCGCGUGCAUCGUCCUCCUCGCUCAAUUCCCUGAGCUUUCCUCGUCUUUUAGCAGGCACAGCAGAAGCGGCAGCGACAUCGCUUCCUCCUUUGCGGCCACCAAACAGCCCUCGGAUGCUGCCAAAAAAGCCUGAACUGCUCUUUGACGGGGCAGGCACGCUCAUUGUGCUUGUGCUGCGCAGAGAUUGUCGUCGAAGGAAACUAUCUUUUCUCGACGGCCCGGCUUUGACUUUGGCGUUAUUCGCAAACCGGGGAUUCUCGACAAUCUCGAGCUGCGCAGGGGAUACCGGUUCGUCUUCACUGCUGUUUUCCUCCGCAGUACGCAGCAGAUCUUCUUCCGUGAUUCGUCUCGGUAAUGUGCGAUGCGCAAAUGGCAGGACGGGCGCCGAUGAGUCGUGCAAAGCAUGGGCAGCAGGGAAAGCGAUACCGCUAGAGCUCGAGCCUUCCGCGGAAGGGGGAGGCAGACCUGCAUUGCUGUAUAUAUGCUGUUGAGGUUCGGGGAAAAGUUGGAUUUGAGACGCGGACUGCGAUGGAGCGAGCGAUACAUCCGAGCCAGAGACGCCCGGCAGAGGCUUGUUUACGUCCGAGACGGGCGAUGGAAGACGAGGAUGCGGUCCCCCUUGAGCCGUCAAGGCGCCGAUCCGCCCAGCCUCGCUCCAUUGCUGGCCGCAUUCAGCCAGAGCGCGACACCGAUCAGCCAGACCCUCUCUGACCAGCGCGGCGCGAUGGACGUCCAGCUCCGCCUCCUUCGACGCCAAAUGGGCUUCGCAAGCCUGCAGUUCGGUUUGAGCCGCGGCGAGUUUGGAGUUGACGGAUGGAAGUGACGUAUGCGACUGGCUGGCGGAAAGGACUAGCGAAGAUGACGAAAGGGACGGAUGUGGACUGAGUUUGGACGCCUUGAUGAGACGGGUGACACUACGCAGUUUCGUCAGCUCUGACCGUAAAAUCGCAUCAUACCGGUAAGGCUGAAACCUCGCCGCAGACAGCUCGUCUGGCACAAGACUCCACUUCAGGGGCCCGUGCAAGGCCAUGAAACACACCCGAAGGACACGGACAUGCGCGAAGCACUUACAGAAUCUCUCUGUCCCUCAUGAUAUUUCCAACCUCGUCCUCCAACCCCUUGAGGUUCUUCAGGUAUUCCUGCCAUCGCCCCACCGCGACCGCGUAGUGCCUGAGGGCCUCGUCGGCAGAGGCGAGCUGCGCAGAAACCGCGAGAAUGAGAUGCGCAGAGGCGGGCGAGGAGGCUGCGGCGUAGGCGGUCACCGAAGCCAGAGAAGCAUUGGAAUGGUCGAGAAGGGUGGUAAGAUGUUUUGCGUAUUCUUUUUCUUGGGAUAGAAGGUUCGAAAGAAGGCGCGAGUCUGCUGGACGGUGCACCAUAACAGUAUCGUCGGUGUCAGGCGAAGAUGCCGAAGAAACGGCUGGCACCGCAGUUGUUGCGAACUUGUGGUGGUUGGUACCAAGUUCUAAAUUGGGGCGCCGAUGAUGGUGUUAUGAAUUGGG
Messenger RNA from Mycena citricolor, 2965 nucleotides. The record is from the annotation of a GenBank genome assembly. NCBI's taxonomy places the organism in Eukaryota, Fungi, Basidiomycota, Agaricomycetes, Agaricales, Mycenaceae.